Messenger RNA from Formica exsecta, 1451 nucleotides. Its product is annotated as E3 ubiquitin-protein ligase RNF4-like. The transcript is spliced from 3 exons. Bases 282 to 905 code for a protein of 207 amino acids. The record is from RefSeq and is a predicted model, not a curated record. Lineage: Eukaryota; Metazoa; Arthropoda; Insecta; Hymenoptera; Formicidae.
UCACGUACAUUAUACAUUUUCAGUACUGACAGCUGACAGUGAAUCUCGGAAUGCAGCCCUAGUCAGAGUUUAUUUUUCUCCUUUUCUCUUUUUGUGAAGAGAAAAAGAUAAACUCUGAACUAGUGCCACUAGUGUAACCAGUUCAGCUAUAAAAGAACAGAUCUACAUUGCAUGGUCUUUAAUAUCGAUUAUGCAUGAAAGACAGCUGAAUAUUUGAAAAACAUUUCAACGAGCAGAAUAAAAAAUAAUAAUUCCGAAACAGUCUUCUCUAAACAGAUAAUAUGGAUACAGAAAUGGGUACAGAUAUGGAUACAUCAAUAUCCACAGAUCCAGAAGAACUAAUUUUGGAUUAUUCAUCACCCACUCUGAUUGAUGUUAUCGAUUUAACUAAAGAAUCACCAAGAAACAAACCUUCAUAUUUACCUUCAUGUCAUGGAUGUACUGAAAAUGCAUCUACGAGUCAUCAUAUAACUAGGCCAUCUAGACAUAACUCACAUAGGGAUGUCUUGUCCCCUAUAGUUCUAGGAAGGGGACAAAAUACUCAAAUAGAUUAUCUUGUAGAGAGAACAAGAGUGGAUUAUGAUAUUGCAAGCAACAAUGAAAUUGUAAAUUUUGAUAAUACUAUCGAAAUUAAAGAUGAUAAAGUGGAAGCAGAUAAACAAGUUAAAAAUGAUAAACAAGACGUAGAUGAAUAUUACACAUUUGAAUCAGAUAAUAGAAUGCCAGUAUCUUUAACAUGUCCAAUAUGUUUGGAAACAUUAUCUUCUAGUUUAAAACCCAUGACUACUCGUUGUGGACAUUUAUUUUGUGAAAACUGUUUGAAAGAAUCUAUUCAAAAAUAUAAACAUUGUCCAACCUGUAAAACAACUAUAAAAUUAAAAUCUUGUAUUCGUGUAUAUCUUUAAAUAUGUAUAUUAUUCACGAGCAUUGUAUAAGUUUUAUAAAUUUUUGAAUAUUUUAUAUUGUGAUACUAUUGCACAUAAUUCGAAAAAUAAUUUUAAAUUUACUUCAGUUGUUUUUCUUCUUUCUCUAAAUCUGUCAUUGUCUUAAGGAACCCAAUGAUCAGGUUCUUGAAAUAUAUUUUCUCUGUUUCAGAGAAAAUGUCAAUUAUGCUUUUCAUGUUAUUAUGUUUCUAAUUAUUCAAUUGCAUUCACAUAAAUGUCAUUUUUCAUAAGAUGACUUGUAACAAAAUUACAUAAUUAAUGGAUAUUUAUUUAUAAUAAAAAUUAGUUUAUUUUAUAUAAUAAAAAUUUUGUAUAAUAUUUUUAUAAUAAAAGUUUUGCUGUUUCCAGAUAGCUUUAGAUGAUUAGUUUUGUAUUAUGAUUAUUUAAAACAUAGAUUUAACAUUGUAUAUAAUACAAAUAAUAAUUUUUAUUUCUUUUUAUAAGACUGCCCCUUAAGAUGUAAUAGUGAAACUGAAGUAAUUUGAAAUAUAUGAUAAAUGAUGCAAU